Messenger RNA from Podarcis raffonei (Aeolian wall lizard), 900 nucleotides. RefSeq names its product vomeronasal type-2 receptor 26-like. The transcript has a single exon. Lineage: Eukaryota; Metazoa; Chordata; Lepidosauria; Squamata; Lacertidae. Gene Ontology annotation, molecular function: G protein-coupled receptor activity. Gene Ontology annotation, biological process: G protein-coupled receptor signaling pathway. Gene Ontology annotation, cellular component: membrane. The coding region runs from base 1 to 900 and encodes 299 amino acids. The record is from RefSeq and is a predicted model, not a curated record.
AUGAAUUAUUGCUUCAAAUGUCAAGAAACUCAAUUCCCAAAUAAGAACAGAGACCAAUGCAUUCCCAAGAUUCUCCAUUUCCUCUCUUUCUCAGAACCCCUGGGGAUCUGUUUAGCAGUCUUGGCUCUCUCUUUUUCUUUGAUCACAGCUCUGAUUCUUGGAGUCUUCACAAAACAUUGGGACACUCCCAUUGUCAAAGCCAACAAUCAGGACCUAACAUGCUCUCUGCUCAUCAGCCUUUUUCUCUGCUUUCUCUGCUCCUUGCUAUUCAUCGCCAAGCCUCACAUUGUGACCUGCUACUUACGACAAACUACUUUUGGCAUUCUCUUCUCAUUUGCUGUGUCUUGUGUGUUGGCAAAAACCAUCACAGUGGUUCUGGCUUUCAUGGCCACGAAACCAGGAUCCAGGAUGAGGAAAUGGGUGGGGAAAACAUUCACAAACUCUAUUCUGCUUGCCUGUUCCUUUAUACAAACCUGCAUUUGUACUGUAUGGCUCAGUACUGCUCCGCCAUUUCUAGAGUUUGACAUGUACUCAAUGAAUGAAGAAAUUGUAGUAAAAUGCAAUGAAGGUUCAAUUUCAAUGUUUUAUUGUGUCCUUGGUUACUUGGGAUUUCUGGCUAGUGUUAGCUUUGCCGUGGCUUUCCAGGCCAGAAAGUUGCCAGACAGUUUCAAUGAAGCGAAGUUCAUCACUUUCAGCAUGUUGGUGUUUUGCAGUGUUUGGUUGUCCUUUGUUCCCUCUUACCUGAGCACCAAGGGGAAAUACAUGGUGGCUGUGGAGAUCUUCUCCAUCUUGGCCUCCAGUGCUGGGUUAUUGGGAUGCAUCUUUUCCCCAAAAUGCUACAUAAUUAUCAUGAGGCCUGACUUUAACAGCAAAAACCAGAUAAUUUGCAGAAAUCAAUAA